Aspergillus japonicus CBS 114.51 is the source of this 879-nucleotide messenger RNA. RefSeq names its product DUF4870 domain-containing protein. Bases 60 to 665 code for a protein of 201 amino acids. The transcript has 4 exons. The record is from RefSeq and is a predicted model, not a curated record. NCBI's taxonomy places the organism in Eukaryota, Fungi, Ascomycota, Eurotiomycetes, Eurotiales, Aspergillaceae.
AAGCUUGCGCGACGUUGCCUGGCUUGCAACUUGACCAUGGACUCAUCCUCCUCAACACCAUGAAUUUUGCCCCUUACCAGGACGAAUCGCCCGAGGUGGAACGUGCAUUCUCCCCCUCGCUGGGCGAGGCGCACCGUACGAGACCCCCCAAUAUCCAGUCCCCGCGCGGCUCUCCAGCCCCUGGUCUUGCAUCCCCCGGCCUGCCAUCCCCGAGCCACUUCGCCGGUGGUGCAGGUGCAGGUGCAGGUGCAGGCAAUGUCAACAACACCAGCGGCCACGGAAACACGGGCUUUGGGAAUGACCUCGAGGGCGGCCGGUUGAGCCUCGGCGCCUUCGACACCAGUCUCCCCAUCCGCAUGGACGUCGAAGCAAUGCUGGCAUAUCUGCUUCUGCCUCCCGCCGGUGGUGUUUUUCUCCUUUUGGUGGAGCACAAGAGCGACUACGUACGAUUCCAUGCAUGGCAGUCGAGCAUGCUCUUCACCGUCAUGUUUAUCAUCCACCUUAUCUGCUCCGGGUCAAGUUUUCUAUCCUGGCUCUUGUUCGUCGGCGAUCUUGCGAUGAUCGGGUUCUUGAGCAUGCGUGCUUAUCGCGAUGUUGAUACGCUCGAUCACUUCGAGGUCCCUAUCUUUGGCCGCCUGGCUAACUCCUUUGUCGAUGACGAAUAAAACCUAAUCUUAGUUGUGGCGAAACCUGCAGAGGUGUUCAUUCGAUGCGCUGGAUGGGAGUCGGGUCGUCGUGCCGUGCAUCCCCCUUGUUGAACUCUCGGGAGGUUCUCAGAUUGAGUAGAGCUCUUUCCUUGUACAGUGCCGGGUCGAGAACAUAAUCCAUAAGUUCCAGCGUGCAUAUAUCUUAGCUUUCCGGGUUAUCAUUUGUAUGCUG